CGGCGCGGCUCGGCGCGACCCGAGCCGGCAGCAUGUCGGGGCCGAGCGCCGUGUCGGACCCCCAGCACCCGGCGCGGCUGCUGCGGGCCCUCAGCUCCUUCCGCGAGGAGAGCCGCUUCUGCGACGCGCACCUGGUGCUGGAGGGGGAGGAGAUCCCGGUGCAGAAGAACAUCCUGGCGGCCGCUAGCCCCUACAUCAGAACAAAACUGAAUUAUAAUCCUCCAAAAGACGAUGGCUCAACAUACAAGAUUGAACUUGAAGGGAUAUCUGUUGAUAUCAUGAAAGAGAUCCUAGAUUACAUCUUCAGUGGACAGAUCAGGCUAAAUGAAGAAACUAUCCAAGAUGUGGUACAAGCAGCUGAUCUCCUGCUGCUUACAGACUUAAAAACUCUCUGCUGUGAGUUUUUAGAAGGUUGCAUAGCUGCUGAGAACUGUAUUGGUAUUCGGGACUUUGCACUGCACUAUUGUUUGCAUCAUGUUCACUACCUUGCCUCAGAGUAUCUGGAAACUCACUUUCGAGAUGUCAGCAGCACAGAGGAAUUCUUGGAACUGACUCCUCAAAAACUGAAAGAAGUGCUGUCCAUGGAAAAGCUCAAUGUUGGAAAUGAAAGAUACGUCUUCGAAGCGGUCAUUAGGUGGAUUUCUCAUGAUUCAGAGUCGAGAAAGGUUCACAUGAAGGAUGUCAUGUCGGCAGUGUGGGUGUCGGGCUUAGACGCCGCAUACUUACGUGAGCAGAUGAUGAGCGAACCGCUGGUACGGGAGAUUGUCAAAGAAUGCAACAAUAUUCCCCUCACACCACCCCAGCAGGGAGAGGCAAUGCUGGCCUCCUUCAAGCCCCGGGGCUACUCAGAGUGUAUAGUGACUGUUGGUGGUGAAGAACGAGUAUCACGGAAACCAACCUCAGUGAUGCGGUGUAUGUGUCCUCUUUAUGAUCCCAAUAGACAGCUCUGGAUUGAACUUGCUCCUAUGAGUAUUCCAAGGAUCAAUCAUGGAGUAUUGUCAGCAGAAGGAUUUUUAUUUGUGCUUGGUGGUCAAGACGAAAACAAGGGAACGCUAAACUCUGGAGAGAAAUAUGAUCCAGAUACCAAUUCAUGGAGUUCCUUACCACCAAUGAAUGAGGCACGACACAACUUUGGUGUGGUAGAGAUUGAUGGAAUCCUGUAUAUUCUGGGAGGUGAGGAUGGUGAAAGGGAGCUCAUCUCUAUGGAGAGCUAUGACAUUUAUAGUCGGACCUGGACCAAGCAGCCUGACUUGACCAUGGUUAGAAAGAUUGGCUGCUAUGCAGCUAUGAAGAAGAAAAUCUAUGCAAUGGGAGGAGGCUCCUAUGGAAAACUCUUUGAGUCUGUUGAGUGUUAUGACCCAAGGACUCAGCAGUGGACAGCAAUCUGUCCUCUGAAAGAGAGACGAUUUGGGGCAGUGGCCUGUGGAGUUGCCUCUGAGCUUUAUGUGUUUGGUGGGGUGAGGAGUCGGGAUGACAGUCAAGCCAGUGAGAUGGUGACGUGCAAAUCUGAAUUUUAUCAUGAUGAGUUUAAGAGGUGGAUUUAUCUAAAUGACCAGAACCUAUGUAUCCCAACUAGUUCUUCCUUUGUGUAUGGAGCUGUGCCCAUUGGAGCUAGUAUAUAUGUGAUUGGAGAUCUCGAUACAGGUACAAACUAUGACUAUGUUAGAGAAUUUAAGAGAAGCACGGGGACCUGGCAGCGCACUAAACCUCUCUUCCCCUCGGACCUGCGCCGCACCGGCUGCGCGGCUCUGCGGAUCGCAAACUGCAAACUCUUCCGGCUGCAGCUUCAGCAAGGACUGUUCCGCAUCCGCGUCCCUUCGCCCUGAUCCCGAGCUGGCAGUGGAGGAGACUGGAAGAGUUCUGCUCAGUCCACCUUAAUAUAGCUCUAUAUAAAGGAAAAGCUGAGAAAUUACAGCUGAAACUUACACUGUAUGCUGUGCUUUGGUAUGGUAACUGUUUUUGUUUUAAAUGCUUAAAAAAGCUUGAGUCUCAGUUCUUGUUUCGGGAACAAAUAACUUAAGUAUACCUUAUAAAGAAAGAGAGGGGGCAAAAUAAAAGGGGGGAUCGAGGAAACACCUUCAGUCGUAACCAUUGGAGUUUAAACCGUGUUGUUGGAGGAGUUGUUUUGUGUCUGGAAUUGGUAUUCCUUUGAUGAAGCUUACUGAAAAGCAACAAAAAAAAAAGAAACAAAAGUAAUUAAGUUGUGUUUCCCCCGAGGGGAACUGCUGAGAAUAAAAAGUGCUGUCCUGGAGCGGAUAGCUGUAACACACAGAAGCUAUAUGAUAACCAACCUCCCUGGUAUACUGCAAAGGCUAUUGCUUGGCCGUCGUGCCGUAGGAGAUGUUGGUGGUUGCACCUUUUAUUUCUUCUAGUCCUUCCUCAAAAGUUAAGGUCUGUGCCUAAAAAAAAUAUUGGUGGAGGUGUGUACAUAGGAUUUUAUUUUUUGUUCAUUUGCAAGGUUUUCAUUCCUACAGAUAUUUUUAAUAUAUUUGAAAUGGACUGAUCUGAAAUAGUAUACUACAGAGAAGUGAACUGUUAUUUCUACUCAGAAUAGCCUGGUGUAGAGGCUGGGGUGGGGGCAUGCGUUUCAGGUGGGCUUGGGUGGCCCUCUCCUUGGAGUCAAAAUAGGAGCGGCGUUUGAAAUGGGUCGUGGUGGUCACCGCGUUGGGUAAGAGACAACAGAGCUUGAUCAAGUCAAGAAAAUAGGUGGUGUUCCUCUUAAACUAAGAAUGGUUUCUAAGACUGAGGGUUUUAGGGAGGUGUGUUUUGUCUCUGCUAGAAUAAAGGUGAAACAUAAGAAAGCUGUAUUUAUUUUGCAGAGAACAGGGGUUUGGGGCUAAGAGUUAAGAAAAAGUUGUAUGGUGACUUUAAAUCAGCAUCAGAAGUUGGUUUACUAAAUGAUUUCCAUGCUAAGGUUCGGUCUUGUUUACUGCUGUCUGACUUGGAGAGCUAGGUUUGAUGGUGUGGUGAGAGUGGAUAAUUUAGUAGCUUGCAUUUUGUUUCUGACCAAGUCUUGUUCAUGUCGAUAGCGAUAUUUAAUUGACUUCCGUUUGUAGUCAGGCUCAGCUGGUAGAAGACUUUUACCUCCAUUCUUUGAUUUAGUUACUGUUGUGAUGGGUGGGACAUAAUCUGUAUUUAUUUAAAAGGCAUAAAAUGAGAGAGGUGGAAAUAGAAAUAAGACCUCCUGCCCCUCAGAAAAAGAGAGUUUGUAUAACCAGUAUUAUAACUACAAACAAGAACUUUCCCCUCUGCAACUUUGUGGACCUCAAACAAGCCAAUCUCUGCCCUUGGUUCUGUUAGUGUAAACCUUUGGCAUCUUUGUUGAGUCAUCUUAGACGUGCUGAAAUGCAAUCCCAAACUGGUACAAGAUAGUCAUAUUUCACUAAAUAUUCUUUGAAGAGCCAUUCUGAAGCUGACUCCUGCUCAGUCCUUCCAUAGCACUGAUGUGUGGUUGGAAUUUCUCUGAGCAAAGGAGAGAGCUGUGGGGUGGAAAGAGGGCAGCAGCCAACCACUGACCUUUAUUUAUUUGCAUUUGUUUUAUACAGUGCUGAAGUGGUGCAAAACUUGAACUAUAGACAUCAAAUUUCUGACCUAUAUUAGUUGGCAUAUAGAAAAACUUUAUAUAUUUAUGCAGUGCAGUAAACUCAGUGUCUGUAUGUGUGUGUAUAUAUAUAUAUAUGUCUUUAGAUUUUAAAUUUAUAUAUACUGCUUUACUACAGAAAUGUGAACCACUCUUUCCCAUCCUUGGCUGUCUUGUGAAAUAAAUCAAGUGCUGUUAGUUUAUCUUGUAAAA
This is a messenger RNA of Pogoniulus pusillus (Red-fronted tinkerbird), 3793 nucleotides long. RefSeq names its product gigaxonin (gene GAN). The transcript is spliced from 11 exons. The coding region runs from base 33 to 1826 and encodes 597 amino acids. The record is from RefSeq and is a predicted model, not a curated record. Gene Ontology annotation, molecular function: protein binding. Lineage: Eukaryota; Metazoa; Chordata; Aves; Piciformes; Lybiidae. Gene Ontology annotation, biological process: cytoskeleton organization.